AGGCAGUAUUGGUUCUGUUUUCAUGUCCAAAUGCUGCUCUUGUUUUGUAACGCUCCAUGUUCGUUAUGAUUAAACUCACCAUCUGCACCUGCUUCCUGACUCCCUGCAUCUUCUUAUAAAAUACUGCCUCAAGAAACAAUGGAAGCAACAGAUGAUUAUGCCCUCUUCCAGACGGUCGAGGAACAGGGUCAUCUACUCUACCAACACUACGACCAGCUGGCUCUACUGGGUACGACCAAGAAGGAGUUCCUCCUCGUUCUCCACCGCCUCGACACCACCAGCGAGGUUCUCCAUACCUCUGACAGAGGGCUUCCUACCAAUGGUCGUCACAGUGAGCCAGUCCCCCGGCCUACCCAGCUGUCCACCCAAGUCAGCGAUGCCCCAGUAUCCUUUCUGGAGAAGUAUGACGGCACUCCAUCGAAAUGCGGUAGCUUUCUACUUCAGUACUCCCUCUAUUUCGCCUAUCAGAGAUGGUAGGCCCCACCACCGAGAGGUCCAAAGUUGCCACGGUCAUUUCCCUGCUGACCGGACAGGUGUUGGAGUGGGCUACGGCCAUCUGGGAGAGGGGAGAGGAGGAUCUGGGUUCCUAUAAGAUGUUCAGGGCUCUGUUCAGGGUGGUCUUCAACCAUCCUCCAGAGGGCAGAGAGGGAGAUGAGCAACUUGUCCAACUUCAGCAAGGUGCCCACACCGCUGCGGAGUACACCCUUACCUUUCGGACUGUGGCAGCCUCCAGCGGAUGGAAUGACCCAGCGCUCCGCACUCUAUUCCGCAGUGGACUGCUCAAAGAGGUCCAGACGGAGUUGGCAUGUUGGGAUGACAAUAUAUCCUUGGACUCUCUCAUCUCGAUGGCCAUCCGUUUGGAUAACCUUCUUCAGGAGGGUCGGUGUCCACAUCGCCACUCACCUCCCUCCUUUGGCUGAGCCUGAACCCAUGGAGGUAGGGGCCAAACACCUUUUUUGCGGCAGAUAACCUUCUUCAGGAGGGUUGGUGUCCACCUCGCCACUCACCUCCCUCCUUUGGCUGAGCCUGAACCCAUGGAGGUAGGGGCCGGUGUCCACCUCUGGCGUCGCCAGAGACAGCUUUGGCUCAGUCCCUAUUCCAGGUGAUCCUUCAGUGGUGUUUGGUGCGUCCUAACCCGAGGUCCACUUGAGCAGAGGGGCGGCCCCGUGACCUUCCGUCUCCCUGGGUAGGCUUGAGUAUUCCAUUAUCAUUGUUUUCCACCAAACCCUUUCUGGUUCCCAUGUCACUGGCCGGCUGUCUCUCAAGUGUUGUCUCUACAGCUAUAGUGGAAUCUGGUGCCGCAGGGAACUUUAUCGACCAGGCCCUCGCCUCCUCCCUGAACUUAACCUCAUACCCGCUCUCCGCUCCUUUCCUGUCCAAACCCUGGAUAUGUGACCAUUGGGAUCUGGCACAAUUACUCACGUCACAGCACCACUCACCCUCACCGUGGAACCCAAGCACCAGGAAAGCCUUCCCUUCAUCAUCACCACACCCGCACACAAGGUCAACCUUACCCUCCUGUGGCUCCAAUUUCAUAACCCCACCAUUUUCUGGUCAAAGAUGAGAAUCCCUGCCUGGGGCCAGGAUGCAGAGGACAUGCUUUCAAGCACCCUGUGGUUCCAUGUCGGUGGAGGGCCCUGUGAGUGUCCUCCAGCCCAUCAAGUGGUCCUCCUGUAUUGUUGGCCUUGUGUUUUGGGAUGUACAUGUGGCCAUCUACCUGGCUUUGGAGAGGGAACCCGCUCCUGCCACCUACCAUCCAGAGCGUAUCUAUGUCCCCAUUGGGGUGAGAGAUCGACUGUUGACCUGGGCACACACAUCCUCCCCGCGGGACACCCAGGUAUCCCCCGCACCAUCCAAUCCAUACUGGUAGCCCACCUUGGUGCAGGAUGUCGCCCACUAUGUCAAUUCAUGUUCGGUAUGUACUCAAUCCUAAUCUCCCCAACACACUCCAGCAGGUAAACUACUUCCCCUUUCUGUGACUCAGUGGCCUUGGUCACAUCUGUCCGUAGACUUUAUAAUGGAUUGUGCCCUUUCUGACGGUUUUACCACUAUUCUAGUUGUUGUUGACAGAUUCUCCAAAUCCUGCCGUUUUAUCCCUCUCUCUGGUCUACCUACCUAAUUCUUGGUUGCUGACGCAAUAUUCCAGCAGGUCAUCCUGCACUAUCGCCUUCUGUAAGACAUAGUUCCCGACCGUGGUCCCAAAUCAUGUUGCGUGUCUGGAAAGCCUUUAUGGAGAAGCUGGGGGCCACGGUCAGCCUCACAUCCAUGUACCAGCCUCAGUCUAACGGGCAAGUGGAGACGACCAACCAAGAGCUGGGGAGGUUCCUAAAGAGUCACUGCCAGGUUCAGCAGGGGGAGUGGGCCUGGUUCCUUCCUUGGGCGAAAUACGUCCAGAACUCUCUUCGUCACUCCUCCAUCGGUCUGACUCCCUUCCACUCCGCCCACAUGAGGCUCCAGAGUGUCAUCUGCAGUCAGAAGGAUCAGGUGAACCGCCAUCGCAGUGAGGCUCCAGUGUUCCAUCCUGGUGUUCACGUCUGGCUCUCCACCAGGAACCUCCUGCUCCACUUGCCCAUCAGGAAGCUGAGCACCAGGACAGUGGUUGCUGGUCCCCCGGCUGAUGCCGUUUCCCGCGAUACCCCUCCGCCCCCCCGGACAACGAGGGGACCCCCGCCUAUGCUGUUAGGUCCCUCCUGGACUCCCGACAUCAUGGGGGUUGGCUCCAGUACCUGGUGGACUGGGACGGGUAUGGUCUUGAGAAGUGCUCUGUCAUGCCUAAUCCUGCUCCCUCCCUCCGGUGCUCGAUGUCGCCGGUCUACUAACCACCUGUCCUGGCAACCCACAUUGUGCACACCUGGCAACCAUCAUUGCACACACCUGGACUUCUUCACCACCCUAAUUACUCUCCCUUCAUAUAGCCCUCACCAACCUCAGUCAUGAUGCAGUAUUGGUUCUGAUUUAUUUCCAGAUGUUUCUCUUGUUUUGUAAAUCUCCAUGUUUGUUAUUAUUAAGAUCACCAUCUGCACCUGCUUCCUGACCCCCUGCGUCUUCGAUACAAUAUCAACACUAUUUUUCUACCGGUAAAUGUGUGCUUUAAUAUUGUGAUAUAAGCUGCAUAAACACAUCCGAUCGGCUCAGCCUU
Molecule: messenger RNA, 3139 nt
Organism: Oncorhynchus kisutch (coho salmon)
Lineage: Eukaryota; Metazoa; Chordata; Actinopteri; Salmoniformes; Salmonidae
Exons: 2
Coding region: 2206-2937 (243 amino acids)
Biological process (GO): DNA integration
Molecular function (GO): nucleic acid binding
Source: RefSeq, a predicted model, not a curated record